CAAUUUUUCCGAAAGAUGUCGCGGUAGUUUCUCUAUGUGUCACGUAGUUAGAGGCCUUUUGAGAUUUCCACAUCUUGCAUUGCAUGUUACGAUCCGCAAGGUGAAUUGUAUUUCUAUUUACUCCGUCCUGAAAGUGACGCGUUGUUGACAGUUACAGCUGUAAUUUUAGCAAGAAUUCAUCUCUGUGUUAAAACGCCUCCCUCCAAGAAGAGGUUACCAGCAGGAUGAGCUGCGUUCGAUGUUGUUUGGUCAGUGCAGGUCGCUUAGCUUCUUCCAACCAUAUGACUAAUCAUCUACACAAAAUUGUCAGAGUCGUAGCUACCCGAUCGAUAGUCACGACCAGUCCUCUCGCCAAAUCACCCAGUGAUAGUCCACCGCCACCAAAUAAAGAUGCGGGAAGUAGCAAUCCUCCCUCGGGAACAUCGGCAAAUAACGGAAGUAGCGGUACUGGUGGAGGGAAAAAGAAUACCCUCACUUGUCCAAAGUGUGGAGAUCCUUGCACUCAUGUUGAAACAUUUGUCUCAUCAACGAGGUUUGUCAAAUGCGAAAAGUGUCAUCAUUUCUUUGUUGUUCUGUCCGAAAUUGACUCCAAAAGAACCUUGAAAGAGGCAUUAAGGCCUGAAGAGCCAAAGCAAGGAUUUUAUAGGAAACCACCACCGCCACCCAAAAAGAUCUUUGAGUACUUGAACAAGCAUGUCAUUGGUCAAGAAUAUGCAAAAAAGGUCCUCAGUGUCGCUGUGUACAAUCACUAUAAACGGAUACACAACAAUCUGCCAAUGCAAAAUGCAACCCCAGUCAAUGCUACCCAGGUAGCAACGCAGGAAUCCAAUCACCCAUUCACACAUAGAGGUCUCAAACCACACCUUCUUCACAUAUCGAGUAUAGGAAACUCGCUCGGGGUUGGAUUUCAGCACGUUGCUCCAGGCGCCGAUCAGCAAAAAUCAUCCGGCAGUCAGUCGAACACCGGGUCCGACAUCUUAGACAGCAAACAGCAUCAAUUAAAAUUGGAGAAAAGUAAUAUACUCCUGCUGGGACCAACAGGUUCAGGGAAGACCCUAUUAGCCCAGACAAUUGCUCAAUGCCUUGACGUUCCUUUCGCCAUCUGUGACUGCACCACGCUGACCCAAGCUGGUUACGUUGGAGAAGACAUAGAAAGUGUCAUAGCGAAGCUUCUUCAGGAUGCAAACUAUGUUGUCGAUCGAGCACAAAUGGGUAUUGUUUUCCUCGACGAAGUUGACAAGAUCGGAGCAGUUCCUGGUAUUCAUCAACUCAGAGAUGUUGGGGGGGAAGGCGUGCAGCAGGGCAUGUUGAAGAUGUUGGAAGGAACCAUUGUCAAUGUUCCGGAGAAAAACAGUUCUAGAAAACUAAGAGGAGAUACUCUUCAAGUGGAUACCACGAAUAUAUUGUUCGUCGCAUCGGGGGCGUACAACGGACUUGACAGGCUUGUGUCGCGUCGAAAGAACGAAAAAUACUUGGGCUUUGGGGCUACACCGUCGUCUGAAAGUCCAGGACGUAGAGCAGCGAGUCUUGCCGACGUUGCAAAUAUGUCUCCUUCGACGGAAGACGACAAUAAAGAGAAAGACAUUCUGCUGAGACAAGUGGAAGCCAGAGAUCUUAUCGACUUUGGUAUGAUACCGGAGUUCGUUGGACGAUUUCCAGUUCUCGUUCCUUUCCAUACUCUCAACAGAGAUAUGCUUGUAAGAAUCCUCACCGAACCAAAGAACGCAAUGGUACCUCAAUAUCAAAUGCUGUUCUCUAUGGACAAGGUGGAUCUCAGUUUUUCGCCUGAUGCAUUGGCCUCUAUCGCGGAUCUUGCUAUGGAACGGAAAACGGGGGCUCGCGGUUUGAGGGCGAUAAUGGAAUCCUUGUUGUUGGAACCAAUGUUCGAAGUUCCGGGAAGCGACGUACUGUCUGUACACGUUACAGAUGCCUGUGUUCGUGGUGAUGAUAAACCGCAAUACAUGCGUCGUGGCGAAACUAAUGACGAUGAACUACCACAAGCACAGCAUGUUCAGAAUUAACCCAGGAAAACACUGUUUACCUAGGAUCCUCACGUUCGAGUUUCUGUAACACGGAUACAAACACAAUCAGAAAGUAUUGCACGUGAAUUUUUGAUUAGUGCGUACAUAUGUUUUAUCCAUGUUAAGGAUACUGGUGCAAAAACCUAAUUAUAAACCGUGAAUAAUUUAUAAUUUUGUUUUAUAUUAAUUCCGUUGGAAUUGAAAAACGCGGCGGGUAGAUUGAUGAAUUGUCAAAAGUACAAUACUUUUUUCUUUUGUUUCGAAAAAGGUGUCAAAAUUUUAAUAUAAUAGGUAAACAAAUUAAAAAAUUUUAGUUAAUUAAAUUUAUGCAGGAAUGCGUAUGAUAUCGGAAAUAAAGCGAUACUAUUGUUAAACGUAUUUUUUUUUUUCACAUACACAUUCAAUAUUAUCUACAUAAUGUAUAAUAUACAGGGCAACUCAAGACUAUCACUCUAUAGGCUACUGAUGUAUGUCUCAUGAAAAUGUAUGAGUGAAACGUUUUUGAAUUCUCAUAGAAAAUUUAUUGUUCUCGAAUUACAGUCGUUUCAAAGUGGCCAAUCCAGUAGCAUCCGUUCGGCAGCUGUUCCGAGCCAUCAGAUGCUACUGGAUUAGCCACGGCUGUAAUUCGCAAACCACAAAUUUUCUUUAAAGAGUACGUUCAUAAGAAAAACGUUUCAGUCGGAGAUUUUGCGAGAAAAAUAUUGGUGCUUAUGGGACGGUAGUCCUGGGUCACCUUGUAUAACUGUCGACCAUCGUGAGCACAUUCAAAAUUCGCCGUGAUAUUAGCAUACGCAUCGUAUUCUUAUGGCGGAGGUUCUCGGAGAUGGGGGACGGUAGAAAUAAUUAAAUUGAAUUAAAAGUUAGUACGAGUACAACCUCCGUUUAUUUACGAAGUAAAGUUCUCAUUUCUGUUUUAAAAAAUUAUUUUUCUUUUUUUUUACACAACUAAAUACUGCGUAUCAGGAGCGAUUGAUCUUCAUACUCCAUAUUCGUUUACGUGAUCAAAUUAGAAAUGAACUAAUACCGCAAUUGUAAUGCUCGUAUAAAGUUCAAUGUUUUUCAUAGAUUAAUAAAAUAUAAGUUACUUACGGUAAAAAAAAAAAAAGAAAGGAUUUCCUCUAAACAGUAACACAACUUUAGAUCCCGAACAUCUGUGUACCUUUGCGGCUAGAAACUCAAUUUCAAGCUACGAGUUCAACUACUGUCAUAAUGACCGUUCAUAGAGAUGCGAUGAUAAAGAUUUUUUGUAAUAUAUUGUACAUAGAGAUAGCUUAUCCUUAGUUCAAACGAAAGAGAAAGAGAGAAAAACAAAGAAGGAAAGAAAGAAAGAGUAGUGAUAGAAACCCUGUGUAAAGUUUAGAUGGAAUUCAAAUUUAUUGGCUACACAUCGAUUCAAAUUAAUCAAAUGGUUUUGCGUUAUAAAUAGAAGUUUACGCACUGUUCGUGUAAAUAAAUGAAAUAUAUUCAUGUAGCAUAAACUGAGACGCUGCACCGCAUGUCCCGUAUUGAAAGCCAUAAGAUUCAGAGAUUGAGAAUCAGGUAACACUUGACAAACAAUGUACGGGUAAAAGCUCAUCGACCACCAAAACCUUGCUCUGCGUUGAAGUUGUUAACAAAGAAGAAUCGCGUAGCUUAAACUGAAUAUUCAACCAUCGCAAUUUAUUUCACUUGUGAUGAUAAAUGAUAAAUGUUACAUAAUAAUUUAUGUAGAUUUCGAAUUCUCUCAGUCUAAUGAAGACCAUGGUCAGGACCGUAUGGCACUCAGAAUAAACGUGUUAGAAGAGAUAGCAUAUUAUAUUAAAGCUAAUUUACACUGUACAAGGGUAUAUUUAUAAUAAACCAAGAAUUAAAUAAGUA
Messenger RNA from Neodiprion virginianus, 3878 nucleotides. It is a transcript of the gene ClpX, whose product is annotated as ATP-dependent Clp protease ATP-binding subunit clpX-like, mitochondrial. NCBI's taxonomy places the organism in Eukaryota, Metazoa, Arthropoda, Insecta, Hymenoptera, Diprionidae. The transcript has 7 exons. The coding region runs from base 225 to 2021 and encodes 598 amino acids. Gene Ontology annotation, biological process: proteolysis; protein catabolic process. Gene Ontology annotation, molecular function: protein dimerization activity; ATP binding; zinc ion binding. Gene Ontology annotation, cellular component: mitochondrial matrix. The record is from RefSeq and is a predicted model, not a curated record.